Messenger RNA from Caretta caretta (loggerhead turtle), 5613 nucleotides. RefSeq lists its product as uncharacterized. The record is from RefSeq and is a predicted model, not a curated record. NCBI's taxonomy places the organism in Eukaryota, Metazoa, Chordata, Testudines, Cheloniidae.
CCGGGGGGGCGGAGGGGGUGGGGGGAUGGGACAGUGCGGCUCUAAUGGCCACUCUAUGGAACUGGAGACUGUGAAUUUCCCUGAGUUUGUCGUCAGCUUUUAGGCAAGAAAAGGCCUGUUUGCUCCUCCCGCCUUGUGUCUGGUUUGUGGCUCUUGCUGCUGGUUCCUGUGUGUGGAGAGAGACCUAACCCGGGCCGGGGGCUAAGAUCCCGGGGCCAGAGGUGCUGGUUCUGGGCCUGCAGGAGGCAGGGGCUCCAAGGGCCUCUGCCCCCUUCAGCUGGUGGGACGCCCACCCCCCUUCCAUUUCCUGCUCUGGGGGGUUCUCUUGCGGCUUCAAUUGACUGAGCCCACAGUGUCAGGGAGGGAGGCUUCUCCAGCCCUCCCUGAGAGCCUGCAGCCCCACCCAGCAGGAGGUGCUAAGGAGCGAGUGCCCCUCCACCCAGCCGAGUCCCCUGCUGCCCCCGCCCAGCCGGGGGCAGUAAGGACUGAGUGGCUCCUCUCACUGUUCCUGGCUGUUACGAGCAGUGAGGGAAGGUGGGAAAGCGGAGGGUGUAACAAUGCUGGUCCUGGCGUGAGAGUGCCAAUUCAGGACAAAUUGCUUCAAGCAGGGCAGUUACAGCCCAAGGCUGGGGUUUCUUUGCACACCAAGGCAAAUCAAACCAGCCAGAGAGAGAGGACUUUGGUUUUACCCCACUGGCUAACCACAAGUCACACAAGCAAUUCCCUUAGACACUCCAGUUUCCCAGUAUCCCCACCAGCGCCGCUCGUUAUGGGGACAAAUGGUUAUGAAAACCAAUACCCCAGUAAAAUAAAAGAGGUUCUCUCAUUCCCAAAGGACCAAGCCCCAGACCCAGGUCAAUAUACAAAUCAGAUCCUACCCACCAAUCACGUUGUUGCCAAUCCUUUAGAAUCUAAAAUCUAAAGGUUUAUUCAUAAAAGGAAACAGAUAGCGAUGAGAGCUAGGAUUGGUGAAAUGGAAUCAAUGACAUACAGUGAUGGCAAAGUUCUUGGUUCAGGCUUGUAGCAGUGAUGGCAUAAACUGCAGGUUCAAAUCAGGUCUCUGGAGAACAUCCCCAGCUGGGAUGGGUCCUUCAGUCCUUUGUGUAGAGCUUCCGUUUGUAGCAAAUUCGCUCCAGAGGCAAGAAGCAGGAUUGAAGACAAGAUGGAGAUGAGGCAUCAGCCUUUUAUAGUCUCUUCCAGGUGUAAGAACCCCUCUUUGUUCUUACUGUGGAAAAUUACAGCAAAAUGGAAUUUGGAGUCACACGGGCAAGUCCGUGCACACUUUGCUGAGUCACAAGGCGUAUCUGCCUUCUCUCAAUGUAUCGCUGAUGGUCCUUAAUGGGCCAUCAAGCAGGCUAGGCAGAGCUGACACCAACUUGUCUGGGGUUUCACCCAGAAGCAUAGCACAAGUUUGAAAUACAGACAGUAUAGAGCCAAUAUUCAUAACUAACUACAGAAAUGAUACACACAGAUAGACAGCAUAACCAUAAACAGCAAACCAUAACCUUGUCUUGGACACCUCAUUUAACCCCCUUUAUGUAAGAUUUGGUGCCACUACAGGACCUUGGUUGCAACAAUGAUCUGUACGGUCCCAGAUUAUGUCAAUAUGUCAAUAACGUCACAGAGGGUUGCGCUGGUUCUUUAGUAGACCCCUCCCUGCCCCUCCUGGGAGCCGUAGUUCCAGGCCUCAUUCUCCCUUGGGGCUGAGCUGUCUGGCCAGACUGUGUCCCCCCGGGCAGCAGCGCAGUUGCCCUCUAACCAACUGUUCCUCUCGAUUUGAGACCCAAGUCUUGGUAAUUCUUGUUCCACUAAACUCCACGGCCAGGCUGGCAGCCCCUAGCUGGCAGAGCAUUAUAGUGCCUGCCUUGUUGACCUGUUUUCUCUGGCAGCUGCCUCGGAGGGAUGGAGCGGAAACAGACAAAGCUGAGGUGUGUUAAAGAGGGAUAGUAGAGACCGUGAGGGGAGGGAGACCAGCCGCUGCUCUUUCCCCUGGUCACAACACAGAGACAACGGGGCACCCAAGGGAACUGACAGUGAGCAAAAGGGAAUAUUUUAGAGAAUGCACAUGUAGUCUGUGGAACUCACUGCCGCUAGAUUAAGAGCUGGGUAGGGUUAAAAAAGAAUCCGAUGUUUCUAUGGAGAAUGAGAAAGGUACAAAGAAGCAACCUGGCUUCCUCCUGCAGGGCAGGGGCCAAGCCCAACAGCUGUACCCAGGGCUAAGGGAUGGCCUGUCAGGGCAGGUUAUCCCACUGAUACCUUCAGCAGGGCUCCUGUGCCUCCCCCAGAGGCAGCCAGUGCCAAGGAACAAACUAGAUGGAUACGGGGCUGCUCCAGGCUAACAAUCUCACUGCCUAUCACUGCUGCUCCCCUGGCCUGGCUGUGGGAAUGGCUCUGAAUGUGGCUCCUUGCCGCCAUGCCCCCGCCACAGCUCCUGGCCGCAGCUGGGUGCGUGCAGGGAAUCUGCCCUCAGGAGCAGCCUCCUGAGCAUCUCUGGUUGCUAUGGGGCCAGUGUCAUUACAGGGUGCGGCCCUGGGGCUGUGGAACUGCCCUGGCCUCCCCCAGGGCUAAUUACUGCAAGGAAGGGGUGGGGCAGGAGGGUGCCUGCAGCUGCCUCUGGUAGUGCUGAGCACAGCUCCCUGCCCAUGGGGCAUGCAGGAGGCCACACUCUGCCUUGUUUGUCUCUGCUCUCGGCACACAGCGCCGCUGGCUCCUGUCGUCAGUGCCCCGGAACAGCUAGCGGCAAGGCCUUCCCCGCAGCAGCUUCCCCCUCCUGGCUGGACCCCGUCCCUGCCAAGCCAGGCCCCAUGCGCUGUCAAUACUCCUUGCAGGCUGCUUGCUAGAGGGCCCUUGUCCCAGGGCUGUGAGCUUGGAGCACCAGGAGACCCUGCACGUACCAAACUGAAGGCCGUGGGAUGGGAGCUCAGUGCUGGGGCCGGGCAGUGGCCUUGGGGCAUGGGAUGGUCCUGGGUACAAUGCCAGGCUCAGGCUUGUGCUGCCCCCUAAUGAACAGCUCUAGCCCCAUGGUGUGGGAGAACCUCCCAGACUGGCCCCCAGGUAACAGGGGCAGGAGGCCUGCCUGAGUCUGCAGAGAGCCUGAAGCAGGAGAGCGGAGGGGAAUGGUGGCUCGCAGCAGUGCUGGUGGCUGGAACAGACCAGGCAGGUCUCUGCUGGCAGCUGCGGCGUGUGUGCACAGGUGAAAGGGUCCUGGCAGCCCGUGUGCAGGGUGCCCAGGGCUGGCUGCUCUGUGGGUGGGGCGGGCGGCAGGAGGAAGGGGCUGGCACGCUGCCCCCUCCCCCAUCUGCAGGGCACCUAUAAGUGCAGCAAUUAGCGGCUCUGGCUCCUGAGCCACCGCUACUGGACCUUCUGGCGGGGGCCCAAGGCCCUGCCCCUGGGUGGGGAAGGGCAGGAGGGUGCUUGUCCUGGCAGGCCCUGGCUGGGCUGGGCUGGUUCUCCCUCUGCCCUGCUUGGCAGGGGUCUUCUGAGAGGCCAUCUUGUUGCUGGCCCUCCUCCCCGGUGCCCCCCAUCCCUGCUGCGCUGCCAUUCUCCAGGCCACGCGGUAACAGCUCUGCCUCUGCCCCAUGGAACAUGACCAGGGCCCGGCCUUGCCAGGUGCUGGCACAGGGGGUUGGAUGAGGGGCCUCUCACCCUAGGCAGGAGCAUGGCCACCCCAUGCCAGCCUCGCCACCCAGAGCUGGGUACGGUUGGACUUGUGCUGGCAUAGCACUCCCUACUCCUCUGUGUGCCCUUCCCCACCUGCUCUCCAGCCAGAGCUGCCUUCCCCUCCUGCAUCGAAUCAGAACUCCUGUCGCCCCCAGGUUUGGCUUUAUGAACAGAACUGCCUGUCUGCCCAGGCUAGGCUGCUCCAGGACUCCUCUCUCUGCCCUGCUCAGCCCACACCCUAGAUCCUCUCUCCCCAGGGAGCCACUGCCCCGGCCCUGCCUGGGGGAGUCACUAGCACCCACUUUCUUGGCUGACAAGUGGGGCUCAGGAAUGCCAACACCAGCCUCAAAAGUGCUUGCCCCACCGGGCACUGGCUCCCGGAGAGGCUCAUUAGUGAUGUGCCUGCCUCCUUGGCUCGGCCGGGUCCCAGUGGAGCCGGGCAGUAAGUGCAAAAGGCUCCUGCGGAGAGGCCUUAAUGGCUGCGCGAGGGAGAGGUGCUUGCUGGGCCCGAGAUGGAGGCGGGGGCAGGAGGGGCCGUGGUUUCUGUUUCCUCAGACUGGAGCCUGAGCUGCCUCUGCCCAAGGAGCAGACAAGAAGAUGCUGCACAGACUCUUGCUGGGGGGCCUCCUCUGCACAACACUGCCUACCAGCUUCCUCGGCACGGCCUCGGCCCGUAACCUGCACCUCUGCGAGGGAUAUCGCAGCCCUGAUGGACGCUACCACUCCGGCUUCUACUGCCCACGCCUCACUGACCCCCCUGCACACAGGUGCUGCUGCCGCCACGGAGACCGUGCCCUGAAAUCCUGCUGCCCCCAGCUGGAGUUUGAGAGCCUGAGAAGGGUCAAUCUGUCCAACGUGCCCACCCCAGCCAGACUCAGGAACCCACUGCCCCUGCUGGCUGUGGGGCUCUACGGCCUUCUCGUCCUCACGCUCAUGACCCUCGACUUCCUCCACUUCUGCAGACUCAACCAGCGCUGCUUUUACAGCCUCCCGAGCAGCAGCCACCUGGGCAAGCGCCUGGCCAGCUCCUUCCCGCACCGCUGCCCGCAGCCCGGCCCGGCGCGAGGAGGGACCCGGCAGCAGGAGCUGCCAGCGGCCCAGCCCGACGCGAGGAGGGACCCAGCAGCAGGAGCUGCCCGCAGCCCGGCCUGGCGCGAGGAGGGACCCGGCAGCAGGAGCUGCCCGCAGCCCGGCCCGGCGCGAGGAGGGACCCAGCGGCAGGAGCUGCCCGCAGCCCGGCCCGGCGCGAGGAGGGACCCAGCGGCAGGAGCUGCCCACAGCCCGGCGCGAGGAGGGACCCAGCGGCAGGAGCUGCCCGCAGCCCGGCCCGGCGCGAGGAGGGACCCAGCGGCAGGAGCUGCCCGCAGCCCAGCCCGACGCGAGGAGGGACCCGGCAGCAGGAGCUGCCAGCGGCCCAGCCCGACGCGAGGAGGGACCCAGUGGCAGGAGCUGCCCACAGCCCGGCCCGGCGCGAGGAGGGACCCGGCAGCAGGAGCUGCCAGCGGCCCAGCCCGACGCGAGGAGGGACCCAGCAGCAGGAGCUGCCCGCAGCCCGGCCUGGCGCGAGGAGGGACCCAGUGGCAGGAGCUGCCCCACGGCCCAGCCCGACGCGAGGAGGGACCCAGCGGCAGGAGCUGCCCACGGCCCAGCCCGACGCGAGGAGGGACCCAGCGGCAGGAGCUGCCCGCGGCCCAGCCCGGCGCGAGGAGGGACCCAGCGGCAGGAGCUGGCUGUACCCACAGCCCAGCCCAGCCAGGACAGCAAGUGUGAAGAGCAGGUGCCACAGUGACUGUGGGGUGACGCUUGGGGCAGAGGGCGUGUCAGCUGUCGGUAUUACAGAGGUGCUGUUAGCAGAGCCUGGCACGCUGCCACUGCGAUAAAGCCAGCCCAUGCCUCAGCCCCGCACUGUUUGGCCUGGCCCUUAUAAAGUGCCUAAGCUGCUUGACAGGCCAA